UGGCUUUCCUUUCGAAUGUGUUUCAUCCUGACCUCCUUGCCUUCUCUCCCUUGUUCUCCAGCUGAUGGCGAGACCAUUCUAAAAGGCCUCCAGUCCAUUUUCCAGGAGCAAGGGAUGACGGAGUCGGUGCACAACUGGCAAGACCAUGGUUAUCUAGCGACCUACAUCAACAAAAACGGCAGCUUUGCCAAUUUGAGAAUUUACCCACAUGGAUUGGUGUUGUUUGAUCUUCAGAGUUAUGAUGGUGAUUCGCAAGGCCAAGAAGUUGACAGUCUUUUGAACAAAGUAGAAGAAAGAAUGAAAGAAUUGAGUCAGGACAGUACUGUACGGGUGAAGCGAUUACCACCCAUAGUUCGAGGAGGGGCUAUUGACAGAUAUUGGCCCACCGCUGAUGGUCGCCUGGUUGAAUAUGACAUAGAUGAAGUGGUAUAUGAUGAAGAUUCACCUUAUCAGAACAUUAAAAUUCUACACUCGAAGCAAUUUGGAAAUAUUCUUAUCCUUAGUGGGGAUGUUAAUCUGGCAGAGAGUGAUUUGGCGUAUACCCAGGCCAUCAUGGGCAGUGGAAAAGAAGACUACAGUGGCAAAGACGUGCUGAUUCUUGGGGGUGGAGAUGGGGGCAUAUUAUGUGAAAUAGUCAAACUGAAACCAAAGAUGGUCACUAUGGUAGAGAUUGACCAAAUGGUGAUUGAUGGAUGUAAGAAAUACAUGCGAAAAACAUGUGGCGACGUCUUAGACAAUCUUAAAGGAGACUGCUAUCAGGUUCUAAUAGAAGACUGUAUUCCAGUACUGAAGAGGUACGCCAAAGAAGGGAGAGAGUUUGAUUAUGUGAUUAAUGAUUUGACAGCCGUUCCAAUCUCCACAUCUCCAGAAGAAGAUUCCACGUGGGAGUUUCUCAGACUGAUUCUUGACCUCUCAAUGAAAGUACUGAAACAGGAUGGGAAAUACUUUACACAGGGUAACUGUGUCAAUUUGACGGAAGCCUUGUCACUCUAUGAAGAACAGCUCGGGCGCCUGUAUUGUCCUGUGGAAUUUUCAAAGGAGAUCGUCUGUGUUCCUUCAUACUUGGAAUUGUGGGUAUUUUACACUGUUUGGAAGAAAGCUAAACCUUGAAGACCAAUCUCUCCUAAUCAUGUGUGCUGCAAAUAGCCUUCCUGACCUUCAUAUGCUGUACAUGACAUCGAAAUGAGUCAGGCAAUUGAUUGUGAUUUCCUUCAAGUUUUCUUUUUUUAAUUAUUAUUUUUAAUUUAAACAAAGCGAAUGGAAAAUGUAUAUUUUGAUGCACUAGGGUGUUAAUUUUUUUUGAAAGUCAGCUGAAGGAUGAUUAGACAGCACAGCGAAGGCUGCUAAAUGCACUGAACCCCUAGAAUGUGAUUUUUGUUACUUUUUUGUGUGUGUGUGUGGGCUUUUUGUUUUUGUUUUGGUAGACUUCGAAUUUGGUUGUUUGGAGGAAUGAACAUCAUUGUUUUGUUCUGGAGGGAAGUUCUUUGAUGGUGUUUCUUUCCCAAAAAAUUGACUUAGCUAUUAAAAUUUGGUGCUUAUAAGAGUUAAGAAAAAAAUGAAUAGGAAUGCUUCGAUUAAAAUUAUAAAUGAGAAA
Ailuropoda melanoleuca (giant panda) is the source of this 1594-nucleotide messenger RNA. It is a transcript of the gene SMS, whose product is annotated as spermine synthase. The transcript is spliced from 10 exons. The coding region runs from base 16 to 1110 and encodes 364 amino acids. The record is from RefSeq and is a predicted model, not a curated record. NCBI's taxonomy places the organism in Eukaryota, Metazoa, Chordata, Mammalia, Carnivora, Ursidae. Gene Ontology annotation, molecular function: spermine synthase activity. Gene Ontology annotation, biological process: spermine biosynthetic process.